Erythranthe guttata (spotted monkey flower) is the source of this 944-nucleotide messenger RNA. NCBI's taxonomy places the organism in Eukaryota, Viridiplantae, Streptophyta, Magnoliopsida, Lamiales, Phrymaceae. The record is from RefSeq and is a predicted model, not a curated record.
CAUCGUCUAAGCACCAGCAGCUAUGGCCGUCGGAAAGAACAAGAGGAUUUCCAAGGGAAAGAAGGGUGGGAAGAAGAAGGCUGUUGAUCCAUUUUCCAAGAAGGAUUGGUACGAUGUCAAAGCUCCGUCCGUGUUCAACACCAGGAAUAUUGGCAAAACCCUAGUUACCCGUACCCAGGGUACUAAGAUUGCGUCUGAAGGACUCAAGCACCGUGUGUUUGAGGUGUCAUUGGCUGACCUUCAAUCUGACGAGGAUCUCGCCUUCCGAAAGAUCCGUUUGAGGGCUGAGGAUGUUCAGGGAAAGAAUGUUCUCACAAACUUCUGGGGUAUGGACUUCACUACCGACAAACUGAGAUCCCUUGUCAGGAAAUGGCAGACACUGAUCGAAGCCCAUGUCGAUGUCAAGAAAACCGACAGCUACACGCUAAAGUUGUUCUGCAUUGCCUUCACCAAGAAGCGCGCUAACCAGCAGAAGAGGACAUGUUAUGCUCAAUCAAGCCAGAUUCGUCAAAUAAGGAGAAAGAUGAUGGAGAUUAUGGUUGCCCAGUCGCAAUCUUGCGAUCUCAAGGAAUUGGUUCAGAAGUUCAUUCCCGAGUCGAUUGGAAAAGAAAUCGAGAAGGCGACUUCGAGCAUCUGUCCUCUCCAUAAUGUGUUUAUCAGGAAGGUCAAGAUAUUGAAAGCACCCAAAUUCGACCUUGGAAAGUUGAUGGAGGUUCAUGGUGUGAAAUUGGACAGGUCGGCCGAAGAGGCUGUAGCUGAGCCGACUGAACUUGUUGGUGCUUAGGUUAUUAAAUGCUUUCUAAACUUUGCCUCCUUCGAUUUCUGUAUGAAUUGUUCGAGUCAGAGUUGACUUUUUUGGAGUGAUUUAGAAAGAGAUUUUCCUUGCCAGGAUAAUGGUUCAGGCAGAUUUAUGUUUGGUGUUAAAUUUUGUUUACUUAUAUUAA